This is a messenger RNA of Rhopilema esculentum, 3088 nucleotides long. RefSeq lists its product as uncharacterized. Lineage: Eukaryota; Metazoa; Cnidaria; Scyphozoa; Rhizostomeae; Rhizostomatidae. The record is from RefSeq and is a predicted model, not a curated record.
AUGAAGAAGCUUAGAAAGGUCUGUAGUAUUUUGCUGGUUGGCAUUUUCGUAAUCUCUUUGUACGGUCAAUUAAAGAGUUUUGGAAAAGCAACGAAAUCCAGAAGACGACACGACUGGCUGAAAAAGUUGCACAAAAAAGACACCGUGUCCCAUCCACUCAGGGCUGAAUUCGGAAAUUUCCAGAACCUCGAGAGAAGAUUCGAGACAAUCAGAGACCUUGGAAGCAUUGUACGAUGUAGGCUCCACUCUGACGAGACAACUAUAGUAACAGGCAACAGUCUCAUAUGUGGUGGCAAGCGAUACCACAUCACGCCUGAAGCUGCAAAAGAUGCAGCAGUUACAACAAGACAGACAAUAUCAUAUGCCAAUGAUGGGAGCCCGCAAGAUAUAUUAUCCACAAUAAGGUCUGGGCUCUACGCUAAGCCAAUUACGUCAUUUCUAGGGGAAUCAACAGACUCAAAAUCAUUCUCAGGUUUGGUUGAGCCACAUUCUCGAUAUCCAUACCUUGGAAUCUACGAUAAGGGUAUGCGAAAUGCGGACCCAGCAUUUAUCGGUCGCUCUAAGACCUCUUCAUUGUCGUAUGAGGAUACAUUAAAUGAUAUGAGCGAUGGACAGAUGAAGAAUUUGGGGAACAUGGAAUUGAAUGAUAUAAGUCAGGCUGUUGGCAACGGUGAAGGGAGAGGAAACCCAGACACGUUUUAUCGAGAUUCUCAAUUACAAAACAGAGAAUUUGGAGUAGACGGUGCGAAAGAGAAAACGAGUAACCCUUUCGCAGCAUACUGGAAAUCACUUAAAAAUAGUUUCUACUCAACAACGCCAAGCCAGCUGGGCGAAACAGAUCCCGUUGGCAACAGUUUUCACAAAGCAGGACAACAAGCUGAAGUGAGAGCGAUGAUUCCAAGAUGGGUCAAUACAAAACUGUCCACUAAAAAGAGCAGUAUUCAACAAAAACAGGGUGCAACUGCCUCCCAAUCAAGAAAGGAGAUCCCUAAGCCUGCAUCAGAUGUUACUGAUAAGUCAAAAGCCGCAAAAAACACGAAAGAUUCCAGUAAAAAGAGGUAUUUCAUACUUGGGUCUCAGCAAAACCGUCUGCCUCUUGCUAUGUUUACAGGCGUGCCUGGCAUUGGUCCCUGGCAAUACAGAUUAAGCCAGCAGGCAAUGAUGGGAAGUGGAGAACUAAUGGCGAGACAAAACCCCUUUCGUUUGCCUCCUGCUCCUAUUGAGCCUCAACCAGGAAAUGCUAGAUCAUUUAAUGGACCAAACGAAUGGGGUACACGAGCCAGCCCAAGAUAUUAUGAUCCAAUCCUUGCUGGAAGUCCCGUCAGAGUUCCGAUGAAUCCAAUUUUCGCACAAAUGCGAGCAAAUGAGUACACUGGGGAGCCGGGACUUCCAGCAAAGGGUAGGUUUCAAUAUGGAAUACAACCUGGAAAUGGCCCACCCUUUCUAGGGUUCAAAUCAGUGCCAAUAAUGGAAGCCGUUCCGGUAAAUGGUAUGCAAGCAAUGCAACCAGAUAUUUCCAAUAAUAGAGAGGAAGGCCCCCCAGAUGCAAGGUUUGCAGGAGGAUUCGAAAGAGGUAUGCAGAAUGAGCAAGGUGGCGACCAAUAUUCACGUGGAGAAAUGCCAUUUAACAUAGAAAGGGGUCAGGAAUCAUUUGGGGACCAUCAACCUUCAAUACCCGGGUUAAUUCAAGAGAGCGAACAACAUGUCCCUGAAGCUAGAGGGUCAGUCGGACUGCCAAUGAUGAAUGGAGGAGAAAAUUUUGGACAGAAUGGAAUGGACGAGAACCUCCCCCAAGCAACUUACGAGCAAAAUACCUUCACUUCAAGGAACAGCAUGGCACCUCAAGAAGAUGCAACCGGAGACUUUGAGAGAAUGAGCGGUCCCGAAAAUUAUGUACCCGCUCCUUUUUACCGGCCACCUUCGUAUAAUCCGCAUGAAACAGAGCAAUACUUCCCAGACGGAACUAAUGAUAAGUUCAAAGAGGCAGAGAAGCAGUACUUACAAAAGAAUGGCUUCACUGGUCCUGAUAAACCCUACAGAGAGGAAAUUCACGGCUCAGAAGGGGAUGCUGCGGAGCUUUACCAGGAUGAAAGCAGGCAGGAGCAGGAGCAAGAAGAAGCGGAAGAAAGAAAGCGUGGACAUUUGAGGGAUACGAAAAUCGAUAUAAACGGAAACAAAAUCGAAAUGGGUUCCGAUGGGAAGUUUAUGUUUACAAAGGAGCAUGUAGGGUUUGGUCCAAUCACAGUCGAAGCAAAAACAGCACGGUCUGCCCUUAAAGACCCAACUGACGAUAAGUAACUUAUAAAAUCUACUCUGUAUUACGCUACAGUUAACUGAAGCUAGUAAGCGUCACGGGACGUCUUCUCAAGAGAAGUUGCUCUAGUUUUAUCUAGUAGAUUUGCACAACAGUGUGUGGAAGAACUGACUUACAGUGUAAGUGACACAGUGUAUAACAAGUAAGCUCUUCUGCGAGUUUUUAAAAUCUGCAUAUUGUCUUACCUUUUGUAAGCAGGGUUAAUUAAACUGUUGACAAAACGGUUAAAGCACGAAAUUGCUUAGAAGCAGGGCUUUGAAAAGCUUUCUAAUGUUCUGAUUGCACGGACCCGAGAAGCAAUUUCCGGAGGCUUCGUCUACUGUUACAACAACAAUCGAGGUUUUAGAAUAUCUGGAGAUAUUAGAUGUCACAUAAAUGCCAUCACUAGCAUUUGCAAUAAACAUGCCUUUGCAAGAGGCAUCUAAAAUGGUAGUCCGAUCUUCUUUUUCUGACACUUUAACUAAAGAUACUUCAUCUUAGGCCAAGGAGACGUUUUUACUGUCAACUCUUUUCGUCUAUCAAGUUUCAAAAUCUCAAGAACAUGAUUUUAAAAUCUCAAGUAACACGAAAAGGCUUUAUAAUUAAGAAACAAAAACAGGGAUGGCUAAAUCUCUUUUUAUUUUCUAACCUCUUUAGUUUAAAAGUAUCAAAGUAACAAGAUAGAUAACCUGUCAAAAGCAUUCUUCGACUGCUUAACUUUGUGUGUAAUAAAAAUUUCACAUUUGAGAAAUUUUCUGUAAAUAUCUUUCUAUUUACUACAAUUAGACGAUUGAU